ACCAUGAUGCCUGGUGAGACACAGCCGCCGCCGGCCGGGGCUGCAGCCAUGGCCUGCACCAACUGCGGUGUUCUCCAGCAGAACAUAAAUGAAUAUGUAGCCGCGUUAAUUGCACUGAAGCAAAAAAUGAUUGAUGGAGAUUGUUUGCUGGUGGAGUAUCAACAGAAAUGCACUGAGCUUCAGUUUGCUGAACGAGAGAUCUCUGCUCUUCGUUGCCAAGUGGAGCAGAUGCUGCAGAAAAUCCUGCCCUUGGAAAAGUGCCAGGAAGAGUUGGGUUCCUUGAAAGCAGAGUUGGAAGAGAAAAAGAGUUCUCUCAAGAUUUUUUGGGAGAGUCAACAGGAAUAUGUUAAAAUUAAAGAAGAAAUAGCAAACAGCGAUGCUGUGAGAAAGAAAUUGGAAACAAAAGUGAAGAAACUUGAAGAGGCUGCAACAAAGCAUACACAGGACUUAAGACAACUGAAAACUGAAAAGAAGAGGCUUGAAAAGGAGCUAAAGAACGCACAAGGAAAACUUAAUGGUGUACUUAACGAGAAGAGCAGAAAAGUUAAGCACGCAGAGACCCAGAGUUCAAGUGAAGAUCAUACCACAGAUAUAGACAAAGAAAAAAUAAAGCUUUUAUUAGAAGAACUCUGGAUGUGCAUUGACACUGCAAGAGGAAGAAGACAGAAUCAGGAAAAUGAUCACAUUUUUGCUUCUGUUCAAGAUAAGGUAUGGCCUGAAAAAAGAAGAAUGGCAGUUACAGAAGGAAGUCCACAAAUCCACCAAAAGAUCAGGAAGUGUGAUAGCAAAAAGCCAACUUGGUAUUCUUCACUGCCAAAUGCUGGAAAGCAGAAUUCCGUAACAACCAAGCAACUUCAAGCAAGCACUGAGCCUUUCAGAGACGAUGGUGUUGGGAACAGUAACACUGAGGAUUGUCUGCACAGCAGUGAAGAUGAAAGUGUGGAUGUGAUAAUACAAACAGAUGUAGCACACAGCAGUUCAGACUUCUCUGAUCAGGAGCUAAAGGGCCCUGGUGGAAAUGUGAUGGAUAUACUGAACUGGGCCAGGCCACUCCCUGCUCUGCUUUCUCCAGUACAGCUUUCACCACUAACUGUACAAGAUAUUGUUUUUGGAGAACUCACGUGUUCCAGUGAUGAGGAAGUUGAUAGCUGUGCUUCUGCAGUGGAGGCAAUUUUAGAAGAUGACCAACUUCUGUCUCAGAGCUCUGAAGUAUUCAGUCUCGGCAAGGAGUGUAAUCGACAGAGCAAGUCAUGUGAGCUUGGUCUUGAUGCAGAAAACUCAUGUAACCUGAGAUGGAAUGGAACCAAUAUUUUGAUCAGUCCACAAAUGUCAAGCAAGAAGGAGAGUGAUGGUGAAGCAAAGCAAGAUGAAGCUGACACUUUAAUUACAAACAUGGAAACUAGCAAAGAUCAUUUUAAGGAGAAUUCUGAGAAUAUGGAAACUGCAAAGAGAGAACUAACUGAAGCAACAGCACAUGAAUUGGAAGCCAUCACAGAACAGAAAGGAGAUUCUGAGGAUAUGCACACUGAAGAGGCAGUUUCCUCAACUGAUUUUCUGUUACCCAGUUUCAAGCCUCAGAAUCUGAUAGAAAAAUGUAGUGAAGUAAAGCAAACAGAAGAGAAUGUAAUCUUAAUCAGUGCUGUUGGUGAUGGAGGUACAGCUAAAAAGCAUGGUGAAUUAAUGAAAACAGAAAGAGAUGGAUUAUCAGAAGAGAGAGAAACUCCCAGGGCAGCAUCUGUUCUGCAAAAUGUUAUUCAUUUGCCACCUGAGCAAUGCAUUGUGCUUCAAAGCAAAGAUUCUGAAGAGAAAUCUGAAAUACUGGUACAGAGUGAAGUGGUUGAAAAGGAAUCAAAAAAUGUAAUCAAAGUAACUCAUGUGUCAGAUGAUGCAGGGGAAAACAUAAAACAAGUGAUAACUGGAGAGGAAAUAACACCUGCAAUAAAGAAGAAAGGAUAUUGUGCAGAGGCAAAUAAUGAGAGAGAGCCCUCUGAAAAUAUAUUGCCUGAUUUCAGUAGUUCCAAAUCCUUCUAUGAAGUGGAGCAUCCUCAAGACCUGAUGAUACAGCAUAAUGGGGAGGGAAUAAUUACAGAAACUGAGGCAGACACUGGAAAUGUUGAGACCUUUGCACACUCUCAGUUCUCUGAAAUGAAACAUGACAGUGAAGAGAUACUGGAGAAACAAUAUAUACAAACCAUAAAAGAUACAGCAGACAGAGAAUGCAAGCCAGAGACUCUUAAAGUCACUAGACAUCACUUACCUGCAUCUGCUAUUGAAGGACUCAGAAACUCAUUGUCUAUGGAUGAUGUAGACAAAAGUGAAGGUGUGGAGGGGAUUGUUUUGCCAGCCUCUCCAAAGGAUGAUGAACAGCUCAAAACUGAAGACAUUAAUAUAACCAAACCUGAGACAGUUGAACUACCUGUGAAAUUUAACAGAGAAAGUGUUCUAGAAAUAGCUGAAACAUCAGAGCUACUCUGUGGUGCAGAAGAAGGAAAAGCAGUAGAUAGGAAGGAGGGGGAAUACUUAAAAGGCAAGAAAGGAAGAAAGGAAGAAAAUGAUAGUAAUUUAUCACAAGAGAAGUCAGGCUUGGAAAAUACACUUGCACUAGCAAAGGUGUCGUGCAUUACUGAUGUGGAAAGCACCCCACCUAAGUAUGAAUCCUCUGUGUUAGAUUUUACAGAAAUAAAAGGUGAAAUAAAACAACCUGAAAACAACUUGUGCAGUACACUGGAAUGUGGGUUGUCCAAAACUCAGAUCUUUAGAAUGUUAGAAUCUCAAGAGACUGAAUUAAAAGAUAAUCCAGAAGAUUUUAGAGAGGAAGGCAGUGAGCUGUUGUUAGACAGUGUGGAUACCACUGAUUCUGCCUUAGUAGGCUGUAAUUUUAUUUCUCAUGCACAUUUUGAAAAACCUCUGAAUCAGUUCUCGGUAACUGAAAAUGUUAAGUGUGAUGAAAUAAAAGGGGAAUUCAAUAAACAAAACAAGGAAUUGGUGACUUGUUCCAGUGCAUUUAACUGGAAAGAGAAUGUUGUGGAGAAAAAUAAUAUUUCAGAGGUGAUCUGCCAGCCUACUUCAGAAAUUGAUUUUAAUAGUGGCUUGGCAUUUUCUACUAAAGGGGACUUGGAAAUGAGCUGUAUAAAUACUGAAGAAACAGAUAAUCCUGUGCAAGAGGGAAUUGGCUUGAAAUCCACAAUGCCUCCUGCUCUAAAUGUCAGUCUUCAGAAAGUUUUCAGUUUUGUUGAAACUAAAUUAACAGAAAAGGCUGCUUUUUCCCAUACAUGGGAAAGCAAAGGAGAUAAAAAUUGUGCUACAGGUAGUGAAUGUAACUGCUCUUCAGGAAGCUUGAAAGAGAGUGCUGAGAUUCUACCUGUUGAAAAAGACAUAUGCAAAGAACUGGACUGUCCUGAGAAUGAAUAUGUAUACAAAAACGGAGUGAAAAUGCCCGAUGAGAAGGUACAGUCAGUAGAUAAAGAACCUCAGUCAUCUGUUAAAUCACAUAUACUGGAUGCAAACUCUUACAAGAAGAAUAAUUCUCUCCAAAAGUUUGAAUGUCAAGAGUCAGCAUGUAGGACUUCUAUGUGGGAGGUUAGAACAGAUCUUUGUAGAAGUGAUUCACUGACAGCUGGCAGAGAAAGCAAGGAAUUUAAUAGCUUUGAGGCAUCUGGGAAAAAUGCCUUAAAAAGGUCUCAGGAUACGGCAGAGAAGAACAAUGAAUCUGAAGAGAAAGACUGUUAUAUACAAAAAGGUAGAUAUGUGGAGUGCCCUGGAUGUGUUCCCAUGUUCAGAAAAGAACUGAGAGCUACCAGGAAAACUGAGGUGUGCGCUCUGGAAACUGGUGCAGUUCUUGGUGAUAAAGACCAAGUAUGUGAACUUCAUUCAGCAAUGGACCCAGGACCAGCCUUAACAGCCAGUCAUCUAAAAGCAGACACUGUGGUGGAUAUGGAUACACACUGUGAAACCUACACCUCUCCAGAUACUGCAAAUGAAUUGUCAAAUGUGGUUGUGGAGAGUUAUCCUAAAGAUUUUGCCUCUCGGAAAAGAGAGGGUAUAUUAGUAGCCUCUGAAAACACUGAUGGUGCUAAUGAAUGUGUGGUAGAUUCUAACAGAGCUGGAUACAUUAAUGACAGUGAGAAAAGCCUGGAAAAAGCUGGAACAAAAAAAGAAAGCUUUAUGAAGCCAAAUGCUUCAAAAAUGUUACCACAGAUGUUAACCAGAUUGUCAGAAAAUGGCGGACUGGCUGCAAAAAACAGUAAAUUAAAUACAGGAAUGGCAGUGCUGGGUGAUUUCUUAGAGGAAAAUUAUUCUGAAAAACUUCAGUCAAAUGUGGAGCAAAAUUUAUUACACCAGGGUGAUAUGGGGGUAUUGGUGUCUGAAGAAUAUAAUUAUAAUCAAACUUCCACUGCUUGCAACAUAGGAGAAAACAGCACUCAUGUUACCUUGCAUGGUGGCAGUAGAAAAAACACUUUUGUCAAGUGUCUUCCAAAUCCAGCCCGAUCCGAUGUAGAGCACAGUUGUCAGACAGUUAGGCAGCCUUCCGAGGCACAGAAAACACAGUUUGAGAAGUUAUGGAUGUUGGACUCAGAGUCAUGUGUGGAUGUUGCUCUCAAAAAGAGCAAUAGGUUGAACUGCAAAGAGCAAGAACCAUCUGCAAUCUUGACUGUUUCAACCAAGACAGCUGCCCAAGUAACGCAUGCCAAGCCAUCGAAGAGUUUGUUUAAAGAUAAAAGAAAAACAAAGACUGUCAAGCUUACUCAACCAGUUCUUGCAAAUGCUGAUACUUCUGUGCCAACAAAAUGCUCAUCUGAGAUGAUAAAUAAAAUUAGGGAAGAGAUGGGUCUUCCCCUGCCCCCCUUGCUACCACCUUUGGUUGCUACUCCUCCAAAAGCUGCACGUACCACGUCCCCAGUCAUGCCUUCUACUGAUGGAUCUUUCUUGCUUUCCCCUCUUGAUGACCUGAUAUCUCCACUACGUGCAACUCCUGUUCCUCCUCUGAUGUCUCCAUUGGCAGAUACUUCAACAGUGAAAUCUGCACUUUUAAUUUCUUCUCCCUCACCCUCAGAAGUGGCAGUGGGUAGAAGAAUUCACUCGUCACCUUUGAAAUUUUGUACUUCCAUCCCAAAGCAUGCGCUUCCCGUCCCAGGAAGAUUGCCUCUGCUUGUAGCCCAUAGUGCUGCUCCAGCUGUUCCCCAGGAGAACUCUGUGAAAAUACUGGAUACCAUGUAUCCAGAGCUAUCUGCAAGGGCAAGAACACUAAGCAUUCUGAAAGGCAAUGUUCAUCUUAACCAGUGUGCAAAUUCAGACAGCCCGAGUUUGCUGGGACCUGUGGCUCAGAUAGGUGGGUUCAAGGAGAUUGCAUCUGCAUCAACUGCUUUUGUUAAAACUGGGAGCAAUUUUAAUUCUGAUAGCAGCAAAGAUCAAGACAAUGAUGUGCAAAAUCAGCAGUUGUUUUCAGGCACAUCAAAUCAUCUUGAAAAACGAUCACUACUGCCAGUCUCCAUGCCAAGAAGUGCAAAGAGACUGAGGCUGGAUAGUGAACCACCGAAGCUGGAGCCUGAUGAUAUUGUUGCUACAGGAAAUACUAAAAAUUCAAUGCAGGAGGCUUUCCAUGACAAAAACAAUGAAAUCAGUGAUUCAGCACACAGUUCCAGUUUAGAAUCGUCACUAUCAGUAAAGGCUAUUGAUCCUGACUGCCAGAAAGUUUCUUUGGCACUGAAGAAAAUUGCUGAAGCCUGUUUUGACUUGUUACCAGUUAUUAAAGGUCAUGUGUAUGUCAACAACAUCUCAAAGAUUCCAAUAAUGAGAGAUGAAGAGAAAGAAGUUGUUUAUGAAUUUGGUAUAAAAAACAAGCAUUUAGCAGAGUCCUUGCUGCGUGCUAUUCUCAAUAAGCUCAAGACUCAGAAGAAUGCCACACAUCACAAUUUCAAUCAGGCUUUAUGUCGAGUCUACACAGGAAUUUGUCGACAGUUGGGAGAUUUGGAAAGAGCUCGUCUUUUCUGCUAUAGCCUACUCAAAGAAGACUUUCCAGACUCAGAAAAAUUGAUUUUAUUUAUCAGUAAUGUGUGGCCUGACAUAUUUGUCUUCAAAGGUGCAAUUAACAAAGCUAUGCAAUUAGUUGUCAGGCAGAGUGCAAGCGAUGAGCUGCUGGCCUGUUUGAGUGCUUACCUCAACUGGGAACAGAGUUCCACUUUAGAUGCUGGUAGUAUGGUCUCAAACCUGCUUUUAGAAAUGCAGUCAUGUCCAAAAGUAGAAUUUCAACUGAGUGAGCAAUAUGGAGAAGAUCUGAGUCAAGAUGCUUGGCAGUACAUAUUUGCUGUUGAUCUCCUCUGCUCUCACCUGAAGUGGGACUGGACACAUGACAAUGUUAUAAGCAAAGUGCUUUGGCCUUCUAUGGAUAAAUGGGUAAAGGAGAGAAAGGGGCAUACAACUGUUCAGUCCAUUUCUGAUAGUGUUAUAGCAUUGACACUCAGGCUAAUUGGUCGAUUGGGCCAAAUAGGUUUGAAGGAAGGAUAUCUUGCUGCAGUGAAGAAUAUUAGUUCUGUAAUUGGACUGUUUGUACAGCAUGCAGAAGAAGAAGGUGUUCCCUGGGGUGUGCAGCUGGCAGCCGUAUAUUCACUGUGCGACUUGGGUCCCAGCAAUCCGGAAGGUGUUGUUGAUGCCAUCCAUGCUUGGAAAGCAACAGUUCAUCACAACAUCCCUCUUGCUGUCACAAGUGGCAUAGCUGAAAUCUCUUCUCUGUGUAAAAUGGAGCUAAACUAAAAUUUAGGGAGGUGGACUGAUAAAAACAAGAAGUGCCUUACUUUUCACUUACUCUAAGCAGUAGUUGGUUUCUGUUAAAAAGCAAUAUAAAAUGGUGCCCUUUUUUUUGCCUUUUCUUUUUUUUUUUUUCUUUCCUUUUUUUUUUUUCUGCCUUUUUUUUUUUUACCAGAAUGUCUGAUCACAUAAAGCACGUUCAAGUAUUUUAAUCGGCUUUUCUGUUUGAGGGAAGAGUUUAAAAAAAAAACCAAUUUUUUGUAAUAACUGGUCAGUGGCCUGAAAACCAGUAUGUCUUUGAGUCUCGAGAUAUUUCUGGUUUGAUGCCAAUAACAAUGAGUAAUAGUUUCCAUUAUUUUACUUCUGUCAAUUUGGAGCAUGGCCUAGUUGACACAACAGGUUGAGCCUGACUGAAAAUCUGACUCUAUGACUUCGUACUAUAUUUAUAAAGUAAUUGUUCAGAAAGCAGAACAUUGCCCAGAUUCUGCUUUACUUUGCAUGAGUAGUCUUAUAAGCUUAAUUUUAAAAACUUGUGAAAUAAAAUACUUGUGUUAGACAGGUAGGAAGUGACUUUUUGUGUAACAGUCAUGUAUGGAGUAACAGAGACAUUAAAACUCUGAACUUGUAUAUAUGAUAUAUUCUGAUAAUGUGUCUCACAUUUGAUAUUGUUCCACUUGGGGAAUUUUGUGUAUGUAAAUAGAAAGUUGGUUCAAAAAAAGUUUUAAGUUUCUAAUGAUAUCUUCAUUACAUUGUGUUUUUAUCUCUUUCAUAAUAAAAGAAGUAAACACCA
Molecule: messenger RNA, 7534 nt
Organism: Calypte anna (Anna's hummingbird)
Lineage: Eukaryota; Metazoa; Chordata; Aves; Apodiformes; Trochilidae
Gene: ICE1
Product: interactor of little elongation complex ELL subunit 1
Exons: 20
Coding region: 4-6750 (2248 amino acids)
Source: RefSeq, a predicted model, not a curated record